Rhododendron vialii is the source of this 1551-nucleotide messenger RNA. Its product is annotated as UDP-galactose/UDP-glucose transporter 5-like. Bases 256 to 1290 code for a protein of 344 amino acids. The transcript is spliced from 12 exons. Gene Ontology annotation, biological process: transmembrane transport. Lineage: Eukaryota; Viridiplantae; Streptophyta; Magnoliopsida; Ericales; Ericaceae. Gene Ontology annotation, cellular component: endoplasmic reticulum membrane; Golgi membrane. Gene Ontology annotation, molecular function: 3'-phosphoadenosine 5'-phosphosulfate transmembrane transporter activity. The record is from RefSeq and is a predicted model, not a curated record.
AAAAUACAGAAAAGGCCAUAAAGUGAGGAGACUCCGGUGAGUAAAAGUCGCCGGCGAAAGGGUGCCUGGACUCUCGAGCCUCCUGCUGUCAUGCAUUACUCUCUCAUCGCAUAUAACAAUUUGAUCUGAAUCCCUCUCUCUCUCUCUCUCUCUCUCUCUCUCUUCAAUCGACGAUCACAGCUUCCUACUGAGGAGGAUGUCUAUGAUCCGGUGAAAAGGAUUCGUCGCGGUGGUGGUGGUGGAUUGGAUGGGAGUAUGGCGGAACCACCUUCGUCGCCGAGCUUGGAAGAGAACAAGAUUUGGAAAGGGGUUUUCGCGGUGGUCGGAAUCAUGUCCACUCUCCUUGUCUACGGCGUCUUACAGGAAAAGAUCAUGAGGGUUCCAUAUGGAGAAAACAAAGAGUACUUUAGGUACUCUCUAUUUCUUGUUUUCUGCAAUCGACUUAUGACAUCAGCAGUCUCCGCAGGCGCUCUACUGGCAAGUAAGAAAGCAUUGGACCCUGUUGCUCCAGUUUAUAAGUAUUGCCUUGUAUCAGUAUCAAACAUACUUACUACGACAUGUCAGUAUGAGGCACUUAAAUAUGUCAGCUUUCCAGUUCAGACACUUGCAAAAUGUGCCAAAAUGAUACCUGUGAUGCUUUGGAGCACUUUCAUUAUGCAGAAGGUAUACAAGGCGCCGGACUAUCUACUGGCUUUUCUAGUGAUGCUUGGUUGUGCAUUAUUUAUUCUGUACCCGGCAGCCGGUGAUGUAAGUCCGUAUAAUAGAGGAAGGGACAGCACAGUUUGGGGUGUUUCGCUGAUGCUUGGUUAUCUCGGGUUUGAUGGAUUUACGAGUACUUUCCAGGAUAAACUAUUUAAAGGCUACAAUAUGGAAAUACACAAUCAAAUUUUCUACACAACAUUGUGUUCUUGUGUACUCAGCUUGACUGGUUUAAUAGUACAGGGGCAUCUUCUUAUGGCUAUAGAUUUUGUUGCUCACCAUAAUGAUUGUUUCUUCGACAUCGCGCUGCUAUCCACUGUAGCAACUAUUAGUCAAUUCUUCAUUUCUUACACAAUUCGCACGUUUGGUGCACUCACAUUUGCCACCAUUAUGACCACAAGACAGUUGGUGAGCAUUCUGCUAUCGUGCGUUUGGUUUGCUCAUCCACUCAGCUGGGAACAGUGCAUUGGAGCUGUUAUUGUUUUCGGCUCCCUUUAUGCGAAGAGCUUCUUGAGAAGUAAACCUCAGAAACCUUCAUCAGCGGAAAAUUUUGAAAAUGGAGAAUCUAGUCCCCUCAAGGGGAACCCCUGAGAAGGGAUGUUCUUGUUCCUGCUCCGUUUAUCUGCCACAGAAGUUAACUAUAGACUAACUAAAGCCAGGAAGAUCCAGAUUUUGUUUGGUUUAUUUUUGUUCUAUAUCAUUUUGCUUUUGUUUUUGUUUUCGUUUUAUGCCAGCAUAAAAUUUGAAUGUGGGAUUUUGUUUCAGUGUACUAGUCAUUUCUUUGAUUCGGUAGAAAGGUUUAAGAAAUAACUGUUCGCUUCAUGUCUUUUAUUCCAUUUUCUUGUUUCUUCA